Aspergillus fijiensis CBS 313.89 is the source of this 390-nucleotide messenger RNA. RefSeq lists its product as uncharacterized. Lineage: Eukaryota; Fungi; Ascomycota; Eurotiomycetes; Eurotiales; Aspergillaceae. The transcript has a single exon. The coding region runs from base 1 to 390 and encodes 129 amino acids. The record is from RefSeq and is a predicted model, not a curated record.
AUGGGGCCCGAAGAAUCCUAUCCACCGCCAUACCAAAACCCUCAAGACCACCCUUCGUCAACAAUAACCAUCCCACCACCCGCGUACAUCACGAUCGACCCAUCCAGCAGCGAAGAAGUCCACAAGCUCGACCACUUCCCACCCAAAUCCGACGACAUCGGAGCCAGCUUCACCAACCCAGCCAAGUCCACCGCCACCGCCACCAUCUCAGAACCAGAACGUCUCCACCAGCCCCCUGCAGCCCUACCUAAACCCAGCCUCUCAUUCAAGCCCAUCACCAUCCCCACCACCGCUCUCAGAGGCAAACGCAAACGCAACCCCCCCAACAGCAAUCCAUAUCCAUACACAGGAACCCUAACCCGCAAACGUGAGCUCCUCCCCCUGCCAUAA